Lactuca sativa (garden lettuce) is the source of this 1334-nucleotide messenger RNA. RefSeq names its product zinc-finger homeodomain protein 2. Gene Ontology annotation, biological process: regulation of developmental process; regulation of DNA-templated transcription. The record is from RefSeq and is a predicted model, not a curated record. Lineage: Eukaryota; Viridiplantae; Streptophyta; Magnoliopsida; Asterales; Asteraceae. Gene Ontology annotation, molecular function: transcription cis-regulatory region binding; DNA-binding transcription factor activity. Gene Ontology annotation, cellular component: nucleus.
ACAACUUUCCUCCAUUAACCGGAACAUACCUGAAAUAUUUUUGCUCAAAAGAAGACACUUCUCUCUCUCUCUCUCUCUCUCUCUCUCUCUCUCUCUCUCUCUCUCUCUCACACACACACACUAAAAAACACAUACUUUUGCUUUAUUUUUGCAGGCGAGGGGUUAAUUGAUGUCCACACCCUCCUCUUUCACUUAUCCUUUCACUUCUGAUCAACCUUACAUCACCCACCAUUGCCUUUUUCACCCUAAUUGUUCUUAAUCAAUUUGAGUAUAUAUGUAUAAUUUAUUGACGGUGACCUGCUAGGCUGUGCUACUAUACUGUUCCCGUUUUGCUGAUGUAAUUUUUGUUUAAGAAGAAUUCGGUGGAGGAAACUGAGAAGAGAUCGGAGGAAAAAAUGGAGUUUGAUGAACACGAGGAACAAGAAGAGGAGGUCGGAAUUCAGCUUCCGCCGGGAAAUUACGAUGGGGUUGGGAAUUCAGGUAGGGGGAGGGAAGUGAGGAAAAGCGGAGGCGGUGGUGGUGGGUUCCGGUAUCGGGAGUGUUUAAAGAACCACGCUGUAGGCAUUGGCGGACACGCGGUGGAUGGUUGUGGAGAGUUUAUGGCUGCCGGAGAUGAAGGUACUUUGGAUGCACUUAAAUGUGCGGCCUGCAAUUGUCAUCGGAACUUCCAUCGUAAAGAGAUCGAAGGUCAACAACGACAACAUCAGCAGCUGCAGCAGCAGCACCAGGCUGCGUUACAGCAUCAGUACAUGACACCACCGCCAUACUACCAUCCUCAUCACCGACCGACCGGAUACUUGCAUAUGACGCCGGCUCCGUCUUCUCACCACCAGCGUCCGUUAGCUCUACCGUCUACAUCCCGAGAGGAUCUGGAAGAGAUCUCAAAUCCUAGCUCGAGCGGAGGCGGAGGUGGAGGCGGACUCGGUGGCGGUGUCGGCGGUGGAAGCGGUUCAAGAAAGCGUUUCCGAACAAAAUUCACUCAGGAUCAGAAGGACCGGAUGCUGGCGUUCUCCGAGACGUUAGGGUGGCGGAUCCAGAAACAAGACGAGGCCGCCGUACAACAAUUCUGCGCGGAGACCGGCGUCAAACGCCAUGUUCUCAAGGUCUGGAUGCAUAAUAACAAGCACACAAUUGGUAAGAAACCCUAAUUUUUCGUAGGAACAGAAAUUCAUUCCAUCGGUCUUUUAAUUCUCAACUUCUGUAGGAAUUUCGAUCGGUCUGAGUCUUCUUUAGCUAGUAAUUAAUUUUGUUUUAAUUUAAAUCCUUGUGAUCAUAAUCUCUAACUCUUUCUCAGUCUCAGAUCCAUCUUAAUGUAAAAUAUCCUUUAAUUUCCA